AUGCCACAUGAACUAAAAAAUUUAGAAACGCCUAAAGAUUUUUUUAAUUAUUUUUUCGAUGACUGUCUAUUAUCAAUAAUAACUGAGCAAACAGAAUUGUACAGCACGCAAGUUGACCCUUCAAAGCCAAUUAUCCUUUCAAAAACUGAAUUACAAAGAUUUCUUGGAAUACUUAUUAUGAUGUCCGUUGACCAUGUUCCAAACUCGAGAUCAUAUUGGUCAGAUAAUUUAGGAAAUAUGCCUAUAAAGAACUGCAUGAGCGUAAAUCAUUUCGAAAGAAUAAAAAGAUUUCUACAUUUCAAUAAUAAUAAUUUAGACCUCCCUCCAAAUCACGAAGACCGUGAUAGACUGUUCAAAAUCCGUCCGAUUGUUGAAUUACUAAAAGCAAAAUUUUCUUCUGUGCCUUUUGACGAAUUUCUAGCACUAGAUGAACAGUUGUGCCCAACAAAGGCGCGUUCGUAUAUGAAGCAAUAUUUACCCCUUAAACCUCAUAAAUGGGGUUAUAAAUUAUUUGUUCUCUGUGGAGUAAAAGGUUACGCCUACAAUUUUGAAAUUUACACGGGUAACGAAAACAAUUCUCUAGAACGCCAGCAAAUGCUUGAACCUGACUUAGGUGCAACAGGUAAUGUCGUAGUUAGACUUUCGAGAGUGAUACCGAGAAAUGAACACCAUAAACUAUACUUCGACAAUUAUUAUACGUCAAUUCCAGUUAUGGUGUAUUUAGAAAAAUUAGGUAUACACACAGUAGGGACGUUUAGGAGGAAUAGAUUUCCCGAUAUAGCGCUUAUGCCUGAAAAAGAAAUGCUUAAAAAACCUCGAGGAACAUAUGAUGAAUGUUUAACAGUAGUUGAUGGUGUACCAAUUACAACAGUGUCGUGGAAAGACAAUAAAAUUGUAAAUGUUACCUCCACUUUCAUUGGCGCCCUCGAACCAACCAAAGUACGUAGAUACGAUAAAAAACAAAAAAAAAAUGUAGACGUUGAGAGGCCAAAAAUUAUCGAAGUCUAUAAUAAGCACAUGGGCGGUGUUGAUCUGAUGGAUUCAUUGAUAGGACGGUACAGAAUAAUAAUGAGAUCAAAAAAAUGGUACAUAAAAAUAUUUUAUCACUUAUUAGAUAUGACAGUCGUGAAUUCAUGGCUAAUGUACAAAAAAAUUACGGGCAACACAAUGCCAUUGGCCAAAUUCCGAGAACAUUUAUCUGUAACUCUUAUGCAAAGUGGAAUCGCCAAACGAGGAAAAGGCAGGCCCUCAGGUUCAUUCGAAAUACAAGAAAAUAUUAAAAAAAAACGAACACAAACACCAUCUGCGCCGUUUAACGAGAUAAGAAGAGAUUGUCUAGAACAUUGGCCAAACUAUGAACAGCAAAGACGGGUAUGCAAAAUGCCAAAAUGCAAAUUUCAGUCGUUCACAAAAUGUUCCAAAUGUUGUGUAUAUUUAUGUUACAAUAACGAUAGAAACUGUUUUGUUGAUUUUCAUUGUUCUUAG
Molecule: messenger RNA, 1485 nt
Organism: Macrosiphum euphorbiae (potato aphid)
Lineage: Eukaryota; Metazoa; Arthropoda; Insecta; Hemiptera; Aphididae
Source: the annotation of a GenBank genome assembly